AGGGAGAAAAAAAAAAUACAAAAGGGGUUGCCAAAUACCCUCAUCAAAAUUAUUGUCACAUAUCUGAUUUCAUAAAUUUGUUGCAUCCUCCAAAACUACAACUACUUAAGCUAGAGAAGCAACAUCUCUCAAAGUUUCUCCAGAGCCCUUGUUCGGCCACGAGAGAGAGAGAGAGAGAGAGAGAGAGGGAGAUUCUUGAAGUGCCAUGAAUAGAGCAGGAGUGAUAGAGAACUCGCCGGUGCAGCAGCUGGCGGCGACCGGAAACCCUAACUGGUGGAGCGUGAGCGGUGGAAUGAGGCCUCCGCCACCGUUGAUGAGCCAUCAGCCGCCGCAGCUUUCCCCUUAUAGCUUCCUCCGGCCGCCGCCGACACUGCCGCCGUCUCUUCCGAGUCUCCUGCCGCAGUUUCUACCGUCUCCGACUUCGUCUUCGUCUUCUUCUUCUCCUUCGUUCCCCAGCCAUAACCCUAACGUCUCUUCUUGGCCUGAUUAUUAUGAUCUUCCUCCUGAGUCUUGGAGCCUCAGCCAACUACUUUUGGGUGGGUUGAUGAUGGGAGAGGAAGAGAGAAUGAUAAUGAGCCAACAAGGGAAGAAGUUGGAGAAUUGGGAAGAGCAAGUUCUCAGCCACCAAGCUUUCAUGGCGGCCGACGUGAAGCAAGAGAACAACAGCAACAACAGCAGCAAUGGUUAUGUCAUGUCACCGAACUCAUCGCCUCCCAACAACAACAACAAUGACACCAACUCCAAGUCUUGUGUCACUGCCAACACCACGACAAGCCUCACCAGCAGUGGCAACAACAGCAUGUUGGACUUCUCUAGUAAUCAUCACAACGGUAUUACCAAAUCCGAUAUUGGGAGACACCAUCUUCCUCCUGAUCGAUCCUCUGAGUGUCACAGCUCGGAAACUGGGGGAUCAGCCAAUAAGAAACCGAGAUUCCAAGCUUCACCUCCUUCGACACAAUCAACCCUCAAGGUGAGGAAGGAGAAACUAGGCGGACGAAUCGCAGCUCUUCACCAGCUAGUUUCUCCCUUUGGCAAGACUGACACGGCCUCUGUCCUGUCUGAGUCUAUUGGAUACAUUAGAUUCCUUCAGAGUCAAAUUGAGGCCCUAAGUCUUCCUUACUUUGGUACUGCGUCAGGGAAUAUGAGACACCCGCAACAUGUUCAAGGGGAUAGGAAUUGUAUAUUUCCCGAGGAUCCUGGUCAGCUUGUGAACGAACACUGCAUGAAGAGAAGAGGAGCUUCGUCGUCAUCUUCCGACGACCAAAACCCUAACAGUAACGAAGAACCGAAGAAGGAUCUUAGGAGCAGAGGUCUAUGUCUCGUUCCAGUCUCUUUCACUCUGCAAGUCGGCAGCGACAAUGGCGCCGACUACUGGGCCCCAGCGCUCGGGGCAGGUUUCCAGUGAACCAAUCACAUCGCACCGCGUGGAACCCCCAAAGGAGAGAAAUGUUAUAACAUCACGAGCAGCCAGUCUGCAGAGAAAACAUCAAAAGUGAGUUUCCAAGGCUGAUUGCUCAUGAUGCUAUACAACAACUACAUAUCACAAAUUUGCGUUCAGCGUUUUGGAGGUUCUGCGUUUGGCGUUCUUCAGUCUGAUGUAUGAAAUGACCAAAAAAAACAAAGUGUGAUCAAUGGUUCUUCGUUUAGGCAAACUUAAUUGUAAUCUGUGUUUAUUUUGAUUGUAUCUGCAUGGGGGUUUGUACUGUCAUUAUAUCUUCACUCACUAUCACCUUGUUCUUUUA
Tarenaya hassleriana is the source of this 1742-nucleotide messenger RNA. RefSeq names its product transcription factor bHLH68-like. The coding region runs from base 206 to 1405 and encodes 399 amino acids. The record is from RefSeq and is a predicted model, not a curated record. Lineage: Eukaryota; Viridiplantae; Streptophyta; Magnoliopsida; Brassicales; Cleomaceae. Gene Ontology annotation, molecular function: DNA-binding transcription factor activity, RNA polymerase II-specific; RNA polymerase II cis-regulatory region sequence-specific DNA binding; protein dimerization activity. The transcript has 8 exons. Gene Ontology annotation, cellular component: nucleus. Gene Ontology annotation, biological process: regulation of transcription by RNA polymerase II.